This is a messenger RNA of Zygotorulaspora mrakii, 582 nucleotides long. It is a transcript of the gene SEC72, whose product is annotated as Sec63 complex subunit SEC72. The transcript has a single exon. The record is from RefSeq and is a predicted model, not a curated record. NCBI's taxonomy places the organism in Eukaryota, Fungi, Ascomycota, Saccharomycetes, Saccharomycetales, Saccharomycetaceae. Gene Ontology annotation, molecular function: protein binding. Bases 1 to 582 code for a protein of 193 amino acids.
AUGGCAACUUUGCAAUACGAUAUAAAUACAAAGAAAAUCAGUGGUUCUGGUACUGUUUUGGAAUCGCAGGAAAUUAACAUUGCACAAAUCAAUGCUUUGACACAAUCACUAGUCGCAGAAUCUAAUCCCAACUUUACUCCUCAACCUCACGAUGACUCAACUAAACUGAUUAAAAAUCUGUUCGAGAGCGGGUUGAAAAAUGCCAAACAGAACAGAUUGCCAGAAGCUUUGAAGAACAUCACGUUGGCGAUUGAAAUGGCUCAACGUAAGAGGGCACCCUGGGAAGCAUUUGCUGUUCAACUACAAGAAAUGCAAUUCAUGUUGCGUCACAAAAUAGAUCUUUCAUUGGUACAGGGAAAAUAUUUGGAUGCAUUGCAAGAUCUAGACAUGCUGCUUAAUACUGGCUUGGUUCAACCAGAAAUAAUGAUAAGGAAAACAGACGCUUUGCUUAAAUUAGGUCAGUUGGAUCAAGCACGUAUUGAUUGUGAAAGAGGCUUGAGUUUACAACCACAAAAUGUUAAACUAAAGGCUCUCAUGUUAGAAUGCACAAGACGUUUAGCUAAUUACAACGGCGAUAUUUAG